Molecule: messenger RNA, 1346 nt
Organism: Camellia sinensis
Lineage: Eukaryota; Viridiplantae; Streptophyta; Magnoliopsida; Ericales; Theaceae
Product: Cytochrome b561/ferric reductase transmembrane protein family
Molecular function (GO): oxidoreductase activity
Source: RefSeq, a predicted model, not a curated record
CUUGCCAAAGCUCAAAAGUCUGCCAAUUUAAAUACCAAAACCAGCAUUUCAAGCAAUCCCAAGAACAGAAACAAAGCUAUAGCUCUCUUUCAAGCUUUUUAGAGACAUCUAUAAAAACCCAUUUGAACACAAACUGAUUUUAAAAAACAAAAGCAUUCAAAAAACAUUUCAUCACCCCAUCUUUCUCUUCCAUUCACUGAACUCAAAACAAAGCUAGGGUUUGCCUCCAACUUGCCAUGGAUGGAUACAAUCAAAGCCGAUAUCUAACACCAGCCUCUCGUAUCACUGUGGUAGCACACUUGUUUGGUAUAACAGCUCUUAUUCUCCUGCUUGUUUGGUUGCUGCAUUAUCGCACCGGCUUCGAUCUUGAUUCUAGCCACCCAGAACGUGUUUUCAAUCUUCACCCAUUUCUUAUGUUCUUUGGAUUUAUCUUCUUUGCUGGUGAAGCGGCAAUGGCGUACAAGACAAUAAGAGCAUCGAGGGAAGUGCAGAAGUUCUGUCACAUGCUUUUCCACCUAAUAGCAAUUGUGCUUGGGAUUGUUGGAAUCUAUACAGCUUUCAAGUUUCAUAAUAUGCAACAUAUAAGUCAUAUGCAUAGCUUGCACUCUUGGAUUGGCAUGAUCACUUUUUGCUUCUUUGGCUUGCAGUGGUUGUUUGGGUUCGCUUUGUUUAUGUUUCCGAAAGCUAGACCAUUUACAAGGGAGAUGGCAAUGCCGUGGCACAUAAGUGGAGGAAGGGUACUGUUAUACAUGGCAAUUUGUACUGCCGAGACUGGUUUAAUGCAAAUCGAACCAUUGACCAGCAAGUUUAGUUUAAUCAACUUCAUUGGACUCUUUAUCCUCUUCUUUGGCAUCACUGUCGAUCUUUCCAUAGCUCUUGCUCAUUAUGUCUAACCUAAUUAAUAUAUAUAUAUAUAUAUAUAAGAUACAACUUUGGCUUGAAGAAUACUUCGAUUAAUGUUGGAACUGUACUUGCUAGCUAUACAAAAUAUUUUCACAGAAUGAAUCGUAAAAUAGACACAGUGGGGUAGGUGGGGAAAAUGUUUGGUGGUCCAAAUUUUUUGUGGUUCGAAUGUGUCAAAACGACGUUAUUUUACAUCCAAAACGACUUCGUUUUGAGUGUUUUGAGUCAUUCGAGUCAUGAUUUUUCGGGCUAACUAUCAUUGUUUGGGGUAGGUGGGCCUCACCCUUGUGUCUAUUUGUUAUGUGAAAAAUGUUUUGUACGAUUGAACUUUCCUUUGUUUGUGUAAAUGAAUUUAUUUAUUCAUUAAUAGCUUGAGUUUGGUUUGUAUAAAACUUGUUCAAUACUAACAAUUAUUUUUUUAUUAAUUUACUCUUUCAGGCUAA